UAGUAAAUUUGUAUUUUACAAAACAGUUGUAUUAUAAAAUAUCUUCAAAAGAUAUAAUAAGACAUAAUAUUCAGUGCUACCACCUUGACUGGUCUAUGAAAUUAUUUCGUACGCAGUCGGUGAAUUUAUUUACAAGUUCUAUUUUGCCACUAUUUUGACAAUCAAAGAACACAGUUCAUCGGAUUUUAUAUAAUUUAUUAUAUUAAUCAAGCGAAGUGUUAUAGUUAAUACUCAUAUGCUUCGGUAAAUGUUAUGGUAACAUCCACUCGACCUAUAAUAACUAUAUGUUGAAGUAUGGUCGUGCGUGUCGCUUAAAAGUCUGAAUGUAAAGUAGUGAUGAGUGAACAGAGUGAAAUAAGUUAUUUGGACGGGGAUAUAGUAUGGGUGAAGCUGGGCUCUUGCUUCUGGCCCGGCGAGGUGGUGGGUCCUGAAAAGUUGCCGCCAGAUUUGUUACCAUCCUUCCGGAAGCCCCCUAUUGCUGUUGUGAAGUUCUUUAAUGAAGAUUCAUAUGAAUAUGUCAAGAAUUUAAACAGCAUUUUUCAUUACAACUGCAGCCGCAAGAAUGAAUUUAUCAAUAAAGGGCUAUAUAUGUAUAGAACAAAACAUGGUCCCAUGGAGAAGUUUCCAGAAGAUGUCAUAAGAGCUGAGACAGCUGUAGGAGGUGAUAUUGCCAUCUUAACUCGGGAUGAGUUUCAAGAAACCAAGAAAGAAAGCUAUGCUGGCUUAUUUGGUGAUCCAAAGAAAACUCCUUUGUCUAGUAAAAAAGGAAAAGGUUCAUCAGAUCAGAAGUUGUCAACACCUAUGAAAAAGCUUCAAGGGAAGACAAAUUAUAAAGUACAUAUAUUGUUACAAGGGUCAAAAACUCCAUCUCAAAAUCAACCUGCAGAAAGUGUUUCAACACCUUCUACCAGUCGCGCCGGUUCUGAACCACCAGAGACACAGGAUAAACCAGUUGAAAAUAAAAUUGAUGAAGUAGACAAGCCUGAGAAACCUGAAUUACCCUUCACUCCUUCUGUGCCAAGCACUCCUACAAUGUCAGGGGCUGGACAAUAUGCAUGCCAUGCUUGCCAAUUUACUACAACACGUUUAAAUGUGUUAAUUCUACAUAAUAAAACACACAGUAUUUCAUAUACUCCAUAUACACCAUCUCCAAUAAAAAAGAAAGUUAUUCAUAAAACACCAAAAUCUACUCCUGUUACCUCCAAGACACCAAAACCAAGAAAGCCACGGCAAGAAAAACCUGAAAAAGUACUCAAGAAGUCCCAAAGUAAAAAACGUGCUGCAGAAGCGGAAUCUACUACUGAAGUUAAAAAGCCGAAAACUGAUGAAGAGAUUAAAAGUAGCCUUUUGGCUGACUGGGACGAUGGAGAUGAAGAAUCAAAUGAUGAAUCUGCUGCAAUGGUGAUGGCAAGAUCACCGGAGGUUCCUGUAGCAGCAGAAUCGCCAGCAGUUCCAACUCCUGCUGAAUUGCCCAGGGCAGAGAUUCCUGAGGAAACUCUGACGUUUUCGAAAAAGAAAUUUGAAUCUACUACUACUACGACCACUACUAUUACUGCUACGACUACUAGUAGUACUACUGCUGCUGAAAAACCAGAAUCUUCAAGUGACUCUAAAUAUGAAUUUUGUGAGGAUGAAGAUUGGCCUGUUGAAGCUGAUAUUGGUAGAAAAAUACCACGUGUGAAAAAUCCAUCUAAAAGAAAAAGUGAAACUAAAAGUAUCAGUAUUGAUGAUGAUGAAAUGGCAAGAGAAGUGGCAGAAUUACUUAACAAAACAACUGUCCCAGAAUUGCCAUCGGCGCCUGAACCUUUGAAAGUAGAGGAAAAUUUUCCGGAGCCUUCAAUCGUCAAAUCCCCCGAUAAACAGUUAGAGAAACCACAAAAUCUAAGUUCACCUGAAAAAAAAACCUCAAGUGACACUCCACCACCUAAAACAAUAUUUAAAACGAAGACAUUUUUUCGGAGCCGACACUCAAGAAGUCAAGACGCAAUAGGUAAAUAUGUAGCAGAACAGUUAAACGCUGCUGAAAGAAUGGAUUUGACAGAAAGUGAAUUAAAUGGUUCAGAUGUAGUUUCUCCGCUUGAGAUACGAAUUUCGCCUCCAAUUGAACAUGUGAAAGUUGCUCGCUUAGCACCAAAAAUUCAGUUAAAGAAAAUGAAAGCUGAAGCUGCCCAACUCCGAGAAAAGGAAAAAUAUCAUUUAGAUAAGUUUAAAGAGGAUUCAGUUUUCAACAUUUAUAAUUCAAAUCUGGAAUCAACGAAUAUUCCCAAUCAAGCUGAAGAAAAAGAAAACUCUGUUACAUCAUUAACAAGUGAAAUUGAACAAAACAUAAUAACUAAUAGAAAGCUCGAGAAAAGUGACGAAAUAUGUGUAAGUACAGAUAUACCUAAAGUACAUAAUACAGAUAAAGAAGAUAUUAGUAAUAAAAAUUUAAACCCUGAAAUAAACAAGACAACACAAAACAACGAAGAAGAAUCUCUAAUAGAGGAUGAAAAGAGUAAAACAAAUCUAGAAACUGAUAAUAAUUCAGUAAUAAAAUUUAAGUCAAGUGAUUUGGAAAAGUCAUAUGAACUCGAAAAGACAUAUGUGUCAUAUGAACAUAUUAAUGAAUCUACUGCGUCAGCUGUCGAUGCACUGUUGAGUGUAUCUCGGGAAACAGAUAGAGUAACGAAAGUAAUAAGUGAUGAUCCUCCUGAAGAUUUGUUUGAAGAGGACAUUAAAGACAACAGCAGUUUAAACGGCUUUAGUACAAGUUAUCAACCUAUUGAUGAAAAUAAUGAUAAAAAUUUGAUUUCAACAGGUUCAGAAUGUGCUGUUGCACAGCCUAAUACAAAACUAAAUGUUGAUACGACAGACGAGGAAAGUAAUAAUUUUUCGACCGUAUUGCCAGAACCUAGCAAUAAUUCCGAUUGUAUUAUUGAUGUUCAGGACGCUCCUGUUGUAAAUGAAAACCCAAUUGAAGAGCUAAAUGAAAACACAAUUGAAGAGCUAAAUGAAAACCCAAUUGAAGAGAUAAUUGAGAACCCAAUUGAAGAGAUAAAUGAAAACCCAAUUGAAGAGCUAAAUGAAAACCCAAUUGAAGAGAUAAUUGAAAACCCAAUUCAAGAGGUCAAUGAUAACACAAUUGAAGAAGUAAUUAAAAAUCCAAUUGAAGAAAUAAUAAAAAACCCUGUUAAUGACGUAACCCAUAGUUUACCUUCUAAAAAUGAUAUUGAUGAGGUAGGAAGUGAUACAAUAAACUUAAAUAAUGAUAUUGCAGACACCGUUUCGCUGCCUUCCAAAAAUGAAUCUGAGGGGCAAGCAAGCCAUACUUUACUUUCUAAGAUCGAAAAUGAGGAUGUUGUCGGCCAUGUUUUGCCAUCUGAUAAUGACACCAUUCCAGACGUUGUUUCAAAAGAUUUGAAUGAAUGUUAUCCUUCAGAUACUACCCUUUCAGAGUCGGAUCUACAGAUAGCUGAAGCACUUAUUAAUUUACCGACAACCACUCUUCAUAAGAAAUCAUCCGUGAACCAUAUAGAAAACAAUACUUUAAUGGAUGUAGCUUCGGAGGAUAUUCAACUUAAUAAUGAAAAUUCGUUUAAAAAUAUUAGCAAACACGAUAUCAUAGAAGAUAUAAAUUCGGGUAGUAUCACGUCACUCCAAGAGAAUUUUCAUACUGCAUCUAAUGAUAAUAUAAAAUCUCGGUUUGAGACGGAACAAGAGAAAUGUGAAAAUUUGAAUGCUGCAAAAUCUUUGGUGCAAAUGUCUGAAUCAAUUGACCAUAAGAUAAAAAUUCCUGAUAUUGAACAGCCAAAUACUAAAGAAAUAUUGAGUAUUCUUCGACAUACUGAGGAUGACGUUAACAUGAUUGGCGGAAUGUCUACAAAAUCUAGUCGUGAACUGAUGACAAAAAUCAAUAGUGAAGUAGAUCAUAAAAUUACCAACAAUACGAACGAGUUUAAACAAAAUUUAUUGCCACAACAAAAGUCAAUAGAAUUUGAUUCACGUUCGUCAAAACUAUUGAAAAUUUUGGAAGAGCCUUGUGUACCAAAAGUGUCGUCCAUCAAAAAACAAGUUAUCAUGCCUGGAAAAGAAAAAAUUUUAAACUUUGAAGUUGGAAAAUCGAUAGUAAAACCUAAACUUCAAUCACCUAAACAAAAAAUAAUUAUUCGUCGCACUGCUCCAAAUAAAACUCUUCUAAAUAAUAUUACUGAAGUAUCAACUCCUGACAAAAUUAUUUUAUCUCGUACAAGUAAGCCAGCACUAGAUGGAUCUCCUGUACAAACAUACACAAUACAGACUACGCCAGAGCCACCUCCGACAGGGGAAGGUAAUACAAUUAUAAUUCAACAAAAGAUUAGAAAAAUAUCUAAACCAAUGUCGAAACUACAAAAAAUUAAGCCUCCACUCCAAACAUCAGCCCUUAAAUCUGUCAUAUCCAUCCCAGAAAGUAAAAGAACACAAGAAUUGAAAAAAGAUGAUUCUAUAUUUGAUAUAAAUUCUAUGCCGGUUGUUCUUUCCGAUGAUAUUCUAACACCAGAAAGUAUUGAAAAAAUGCCUAUAGUAAUGACAGAUGGUAAUAUAAUAAGCCAUUCAAAUAAUACCCCUAAAAUUUUGAAAACCAAACAAGGCGUAUUGGAAAAUGAAAAAAUGGCUAUAAAUGCGGUGCAGUCUACUAAAUCAGAAAUCAAAACUUUGUUGAUGAAUUCAAGUAAUGAAGUUAGCAAAAUUACUACACCUAACAUACUAACUAAAUCAUCUAAGUUACGAGGUGCUAAGCCUAUGCUAGUGAUAGAUAAGGUGACUGGAAAACAAAAAAUCAUCAUGACAAAACCGGAACCCCCUGUGAAAGAAAUUAAGCAACCACAAACUAUAAUACAGGCUGCGCCUCAAAGUAGUGCUAAGGGAGAAAAAUUUAUUAUUUUACCUACGCAAAGUUCUCCUCGGCCUGGUAAAACACAAAAGAUUGUUAUAGACCCACAAACAGGAAAAGCGCACGUGCUCGUUGGAAAAGGAGCAGAAACACCCUUAAAUGUAUCGGAUAACAAACCAGUUGCUGCCAAACUUUUACCACCCACACCUGAUGUAAGUGCACCGGGUAAUACUGUUAUGAUAAUCACAAAUGCUCAAGGUGCUCAAUCUAGAAUAGUUCUUACUCCUGAACACGAAAAAAUUUUAUUUCCUAAUAAACAACAGAACGUACCUCAACUAAAAACGGUUACGCAUCGUGUAACAUCAGGCGCAAGUGCCGCUCAGAAAGCUACAACUAUCCAAAAUAAAACUCCAACACGGAUUGUCUCUAAACAGAAAAGUGCUAUUAUUACUUCGAAAGGACAACUUAUUGUUGGCGGUCGCAUCGCUACCCCUACUCAAAAUAUAGCUCCAAUGCCAGAAAUAAGACCAGCUCCAAAGCGAAUACUGGCAGCUGAACCCAAAAAACUAGUUCAAACUGUACAGAAAAAUACACCAGAGCGUUUAAUAUUUUUACAACAGAAAUCUGGAACGGUUAUGCAGUUAACUGCUGCACAAUUUGAACACUUACAAAGGACAGGGCAAAUCAUACAGAAAGCCGCACCUCAGGAGAAACACAAGGUCCAAAAAUCAAUUGCGAUCCCUUCCAACGAAACAGUUGUUGUACCGGCUGGUCCGAAGCAGAGAGUUAGAAAAUCUGUUAACGAUGCGCCAACACCACCAAAAAAAGUAAAACACGAGAUAGCCAUAGCACCUUCAAUCACAACGAUAACUCCAAUACCUGCUCUGACACCUCUGUCUAAUACGUAUCCUUCUGCUAUAGCAAACGCCCCUAGUACACUUAGCAGUGCAUCAUCCACAAACUAUUCAGACUUGGAUAAUAUAGAAGAACUAUUACCCUCAACAGCGAUCGCAAAGCAAGAUUCAAGGCUCGUACAACCAGAAAUUCCCGCUCAAGCUCCUGCUCCUCUGUCAGACCCGGGACAACUGCUGGCAGUGCCCGGAGAACAUUUCGGUGGUCCACCAGGAUCAUUUUAUCUUUGCGUGGAAGAAAAUGGAACCUUCACCGUAAUAGAUAACCGACCGUUAGUUCUCGAGAAUAAUCAGCUAGUGCCGAUGCCAGAGCCGUUGCCAGUACUCGCUCAACCAGAGCGCAGAGAUAUUUUAGAAGCGGCACUAGCGAACAGUGACGUGUUUCAUGCUGACACAGCAGGCGAUAAUGCACCAGAUUUCAGGGACCUAAACGCUAACGUAUCGGUUCACUGUCGCGUCUCUGAGACAAGUACGACACUCAAUCAACCGAUAAUGACACCGGUUGAAGUGCCAUCAAAAGUUGACAGUGAACCAGCGAUGCCUUCUACUAUAGAAGACGGAUUAGCUGUGAUCGGUGUGACGCCACUCACGGUGCCGACAUCCCUCGAACUGCCGAUCACGGUGACCGAUCCGCGAAUAGCACCUAAAACAACAGACCCUUUGAGUAAUAACAAUUACGGUGCACCAUUAUUGCCUUCGCCUAACACAGAAAUGACUUUUGCAACGACAGAACAGAUGGAAGUGUCUGUAGUUGGCCCGAUAUCAAUGCCACUUCUUACGGAAGAAGAUGCAGUUGGGAAGUCUAUGCCUAUUUUGACAGAUGAGGUCGCGGAUAGGACCAUUUCUUCAGUAGAGUCCACUGUUGGAUCGCCAUCUUCGAUCGAUGUACGGGAGUCUGAGACUGAAGACAGUGCACAAUGGUCUCGGCGUCUCUUGACUCCCUGUUCUGACACCUCGGAGACCUCAGCCGAAAUCCCUUUACAACCAGUAAUGCAAUUAUCCGCAAAGGACAUUUCUCCCGAUAGUUAAACCUAAAUAAAUACCCACUGUUUUACUUUGAUGGAUAUUGGAUAUUGAUGGAUGAAAUAUUUCCGUGUUGAACUUGUUUGUGAUCGAUUUCGGCGACAGUUCACAAAAUAUUUAUUAGUAGUGCUAAUAAUCUGAUACUAAAAGUGCAAUAGAUUAAGUUUAAAAAUAUUUUUUUUCUUUUGAUUUGUCUGAAAAUCGUAACUGAUGAUUUAUUACUUGGUAAUGUAAUAAAUAAAUGUUAGUGAAGUUUGUUUUGGAGAAUUUUACUGGCGUUUUAAACGUGCAGGUGUAGAUUGCUGUGUAAAUAUAAUAUAUGAAAUCAGAUAAGAAUUUAUGUUGUAUGUUCAUAAUGUACGGAUUUCUCAUUCAAUCAAAUAUCAAAUGCAUUACUGCACAGAAAUUAGAGUUAGAACUGUGAUUGUAAAAAUUGAAUUAUGUAUUGUUGAUUCCCAAUUGUAAUAUAUUAUAGGUUAGGUAUAUUAUAAUAUUUUUAUAACGUUUAGCGAUCUUUUAAGUAAUAAAUAUUAUAAUUAUCCUAAUUUGAACGCAGUGGACGAGAUAAACUGUUGUUUGUACCCGCAUUUUGUUUUUGUGAAAAUUAUGUCAAUCACAAUCUUUUGGUUAUGAGUUUUUUUUAAUAUAGCUAAAUGUAUACUAUAUAUUAGUGUUAUUUUUAAGCAAGUACAAUAUUUGUUGAAUUAACAUUCAAUAUUGUCAGAGGCACAUAAUGUUAAUUUGUUUGAGUGAUCUAUGUCAGAAUCUAGAUCGAUUAUAAAAAAAAAACAGGCCAAGUACGUGUCAGGCCACGCGCAGUGUAGGGUUCCGUAGAUGAAAUUAGCACUUCAAACCCUUAUAAUGUACAAAAAUACCGAUAGCGAUACUCCACACAACGGGAUAGACGAAUAAAUAAUUCAUCCUUACUUUGCAUUUAGGGUAAGUACCUCAUUUUUUUUUCUUUUUCACUAUUGACGUAUAUAUACAUACCAAUGCCGAAUUUCAGCUUUAUAAAUUUAACAAUUUAUCAACUUUACCUACAUACUUAACCACGAGAUGUGUACGAAAUGUUCAUGCUCAGAGUACGUUUUUAAGUAUGUCAACUCUUUAAAUGGCAAUUGCUACUCAGCUGUUGAUUUUCCUUUAAAUUUUAUUAUAUAAUUCUAUUUUUGAUAAUUAUUUACGUAUUUAGCUGGUAAAUACAAAAAUUAGCACUUAAUACUUUACAAAUGGAUGCCUUAAUGAAAAAAAAUGUUAGCAAACACCCCGUAUCUUUUAAAGACCCCUAGCCAACGAUACCCCACACUAUGGGAUAGUCGAGUAAAAAAAUUCAAGCCCACUUUGCAUGUAGGGGAGGUACCUACCCUAAAAAAGUUUUUAUUCUACGACUUCACAUUUUAAAUGUACAUACUUAUGCUAUAUUACAGCUUUCUAGUAGUAUUAGUCACUGCGCUAAACCGCAGACAGACAGACGAACGCACAGACAGACAGACGGCGAAACUAUAAGGGUUCCUUGUGGACUACGGAACCCUAAAAAUGGCGCCUUUAGUAUAAUACUUCUGUGUAUUUUAAGGUUUUAAUAAAUAAAACUUUAUUCAA
Messenger RNA from Bicyclus anynana (squinting bush brown), 8382 nucleotides. RefSeq names its product titin homolog. The record is from RefSeq and is a predicted model, not a curated record. The transcript is spliced from 5 exons. Bases 337 to 6789 code for a protein of 2150 amino acids. NCBI's taxonomy places the organism in Eukaryota, Metazoa, Arthropoda, Insecta, Lepidoptera, Nymphalidae.